Molecule: messenger RNA, 2306 nt
Organism: Sus scrofa (pig)
Lineage: Eukaryota; Metazoa; Chordata; Mammalia; Artiodactyla; Suidae
Gene: SMIM10L3
Product: small integral membrane protein 10 like 3
Source: RefSeq, a predicted model, not a curated record
AUGUGCCAGGCGGCGCGGCCCCGCAGAGAAGAGGCGGCUGCUAGCAAAGGCGCUUCCCAGAGCGUGACGCGCGGACUCCCCUCCCCGUGGCCCGCCCGCCGGCCCGCCUCGCCGCCGCCUCCUUCGCUCCCUCAGCGCGGGCCAGCGGCCGGGGCGGAGGCCCGGGGGCGUCGCGGCGCCGAGAGGGCGGGCGGGCUUCGGAGCGCCGGGCGGCCCGGGUCCGCGGCCGGUCGGUGCGCGGCGGGCGGGCGGGCGGGCGGGCGGCGGGCGCUGGUCUAUAUGGCGGCGGCUCUGUCGGGCCUGGCUGUCCGGCUCUCGCGCUCGGCCGCCGCCCGUUCCUAUGGGGUCUUCUGCAAGGGACUGACCCGCACGCUGCUCAUCUUCUUCGACCUGGCCUGGCGGUUGCGCAUCAACUUCCCCUACCUCUACAUCGUGGCUUCCAUGAUGCUCAACGUCCGUCUGCAGGUUCACAUUGAGAUCCAUUGAACCUUCCUCGGACUGGCAGGUGUGUCCCGGGGCUCAGGGCACCAGCGAACACACAGCAUGAGGGACGGAAGGGGACUCUUGGUGCCCGCCUCACAGCGGAGAAGGGAGCGGGCGGUGAUUCAGACAGACUACUGUGUGGACUUGAGCCAACGCAGGAGAGCCCUGGGCCAUCCGGUACAACUUCCAGGGUGAGUAAGCCUGCGGUUGCUGCAGAUGGAAGUUUACAGAAUGGGGAGAUAUCACUGGAAAUGGAGAAGGAUCUGAGUGCGGGCAGCCUUCUGCUUCGCAGUGGCAGCAGAGCACUUCCACGUGGGCACAAACCAACAAGGGGAAAUUCAGCUUCAGCAGCUGCUCAGCGUGAGACUGUGGGUUUGCUCUUUGCUCCUCUGGAGGAGUGUUUUGCUGGGGUGUCCUGUGGUGCCGGGGACGCCCAGAUGAAGGACCGCCUGCGAGGAGGGCCCCGGGCCUCCGACAGCUGCAGAGCUCGGAGCCGCCGAGGGGAGCCUCGGGAGUCAGGACUACCAUGCCACCCGAAGCCGUCAGAACCCAGCGUUUCUGAGGAUGAGCCACCAAGGGCUCUGCUGGAGAGGCCGGGCUCGGAGUUGCAGCCGCCUUGCCUGCGUUCCGUCCUGUCUGCGCUGCCACACGCACAUCCUCACGUGUUCUUGAAUGAUGAGAAAAAAUGCGUUUCCCCUGGCCAUGCAAAGCCCAUGUUUUCGGAGCCAACAGUAGAAUACAAGAGAAUGCUUUCAUGUGUAAUAAGUACCUCAGAUGGUCUGCAGAUAACACUGGCCUUACUGGCUCCACAAGCCUUUGAAUUAGUGAAUCUGUUAUGCCACAGUUAAGGUACAGGCAGAACAAUAAAAAUAGAUUAAUUUUAAAAGUUGUCCUAGAAUGAUUUCUUUCGCAUUAAGUCUGGAUGCAAACGGUGCAGCCGUGAAGCUCCUGCUUUGGUUUGUAUGUCCAGACAGACUUAAAGUAAGUAGAAUUUAAACUCGUGGGAAGCGUAGGGAAGGAGAUCGUUGAGUUUUAAAUUGUGCAUGAAAGACACUGAGGAUUGGGCAGCCGUUCAAGGAGAAUCUUGAUAUAUCCUGUAUAAACAUCAGGUUAGAACUGAAAGACAGAACCAAGUUUUUAAUACUCUUUGAACACCCAUAUUCUCAAGGGCUACUGUUCCCGAUCCUGUCUCUCCGACCGUCUCCGACCAGCUAAUGGAAAUAGAUGUUUUUAAAGUCUUCUCCUCGGCACUUGCUCUGAGCCAGGCUGAGUUGAUGGUAAGCUGUUACCACUUCUGAAUUUUGUCAAAUAAUUUUGGUCAGCAAAAUCUGAUUGCUCUUCUCACAUCCCUUUCCUUCCACUGGAAAUGCAAUUUAAACGGAGGCCCUAUGGUGAAAGUUGCAAUAUUAACCUAACUUUAGAUAACCCUUUCUCAAACCGGGACCCCUAGCAGUGUUAUUCGAAGUGAAAAUGAGCUUGAGCCCACCUGCCGGAGCUCAGUUCCAGAGAGGCCAAUCAAGGACUUCCCUUCCGGAAGGAUUCCGGUUUCUAGGAGUCAAGGUCUCUCUUACACUGAGGUUUUUCUGAGAUAACUCCUUUUGUUGUUAGUUGCUACCUUUGAUAAAAGGCACUUAAGAGUGUAAGUUUUUAAGGAAUCCCAAAGUAAGACUUAACCAUUUUCGGAAUUAUCGAUUGCAUAUAUAUAUAUAUAUCAGUUUAUAUUGUGUGCUAAAGUACCAUGCUGUGUGCUAUUUUAUUGUUUUGGCAAAAUGAAAAAUAAAUCCUGUUCUUUAGCAUAAUAAAUGUCUUAUUUUACCUGUGUA